Molecule: messenger RNA, 992 nt
Organism: Dioscorea cayenensis subsp. rotundata (Guinea yam)
Lineage: Eukaryota; Viridiplantae; Streptophyta; Magnoliopsida; Dioscoreales; Dioscoreaceae
Exons: 2
Coding region: 323-781 (152 amino acids)
Source: RefSeq, a predicted model, not a curated record
GCUUCUUCUCCAAACCAAGAGCUCACAUCCCCAAUCCGAUCUAACCCUAACCCUAACCCUAGCUCAAGCUUCUCUUCCUCUCCUCUGCUCGUCAUUGUGAAUGGUGGCCGAUCGUGCGGUGCUCUCCUCUCCUUCGUCGUCAUCGCCGAAGCAGAGGUUCACCUUCGCAUCCUGCAUGCAGGGCUGGCACUAUCGUUGCCUCGGUCUCGAUCCUUGAAUACUCGCUGUUGAUCGGAGACUGGCUGGGUCGCGCUUUUUUUUUCACGGUUUUGUUCGAAUAAUUUGAGUGUUUCGCGAGAGAUCUCGCAUUUUUAGUGGAAUAAUGGGUCGAUCGCUGUCACCACCGAUGACGCCGGCGCAGAGGAUGAUGAGGAGGACGAUGCAGACGGCGUCGGCUACGCCUCCUGCGAGGGCGGGGUCGGUCCGGUUGUUGAUUUCGGUGAACGUGCUGGGGAGUGCUGGGCCGAUCCGAUUCGUGGUGAAGGAGGAGGAGCCCGUCGGCGCUGUUAUCAGUACCGCACUCCGGUCCUACGCCCGGGAAGGCCGCCGUCCUGUUCUUGGAUCUGAUCUCAAUAACUUUCUUCUUUACUGCACCAAUUCAUGCUCUGACGCAUUGAGCCCAUUGGAGCCCAUUGGCAGCGUAGGGAGCAGGAACUUCACAUUGUGCAAGAAGCAAGGGGUGGUGGAGGAGGGGAAUUCGCAGCAUCUGAUCAAGAAGGGGAAUGGAAAAUGGAAGGGCUUGGUUAAUAACGUGCUCAGCUUCCGGAUCACUUCUCAUUGAUGGUAUCUUGAUGUUCUGCAUUUGUCCUGAGAAAAAGACUGUUUCUUUUCCUUCAUGCUAGUUAUGGCUUUAUCAUGGUUCGUGCUUAUCUUUUUCCUUUCAAGUUGAGUCAGCUGAGGAUGAGUGGUGCACUGUUUACCUUAUCUAAGUCUAGUGAAUGUUCUGUUCUUGCGUAUCUGAAUUCAAUAAAAUUGGCAGAUGUUUGCAAUUA